AUGGAGGAAAUUAUUGAUGUUUUUGAAGAGAAAGAAGAAGGAGAAUGGGCUGAAGAAAAUAUAUCAGAAAGAAAGUUAAACUUAAAUCAACCAUUUAGAACUAAUAAAAUGUUGGAAAAGAACAAAGAAGAGGAAGGGGUUCUUAUUUCAGCAAUACUUGAUCCUAGAAUUAAGUGUCUUGGAUUUGUUGAUGAAGAAAUUCAUAAUAAAACAAAAGAUCUAUUAAAAAGCAAAUACGAUUAG
Molecule: messenger RNA, 243 nt
Organism: Funneliformis caledonium
Lineage: Eukaryota; Fungi; Glomeromycota; Glomeromycetes; Glomerales; Glomeraceae
Source: the annotation of a GenBank genome assembly